Blepharisma stoltei is the source of this 639-nucleotide messenger RNA. The record is from the annotation of a GenBank genome assembly. Lineage: Eukaryota; Ciliophora; Heterotrichea; Heterotrichida; Blepharismidae.
AUGAAAUCCAUUUCUUUCCAUUCUCCAAAUCCUAAGAGACAUCAAAAAAACCCAAGAUCGCCUUCGAAAUCGAAGUCUGCAGACCUUUCUCAGUACUUGAACACCAAGCUUUCGUUUAUUUUAUCAGAAUACUUAUUAGAUACAGUAAAUGCAGGCAUACCUUUAUAUGAUUCGUUUUCAAUAGUUGAUUCUCCACCGAAACAUUUGAUGAGGAAAAAUAAAUUAAAGCACAUCAGCUCAAAAAGCGUUAAAAAUCUGCCAAAGCAGAGUAGGGUAGCUAAGCUACCGAGAGCUAUCUCCCACAAAGUAAUUUUAGGAGAAGUCGAAAAUACAGAUAACGAUUCCAGGCACUAUGUAUACUAUGAUGAGCUAAACAGAUCUCGUUCAAAAAAGAAAAGGAUCCAGCCAAUUCAGUCAAGAAAUGACCGAAGCCCUUACUCAUCAAACUGAAAUGUUAAAGCCCUGAAUGAAUUUUAUAAAGAAAAUAUCAAAAGGAGAUCAACCUCACUCAGACUGACAAACUCUACAAGUAAAACAAGAUCAAGCAGCAGAGGAUCAUUAUUAAGGUCUAUGGUAUCUGUUUCUCGAUUUAAAUCGUUAAGCCCCGAUAGAACAAAGAACUGGAAAUACAAAAGUUAA